AUGCCGCGGACACGUUUAUACCCGCUACAGCGCCUUCUCAGAACAAGCCUGACUGCGAAUACUCGAGCCGUCGCCGCAUCCAUUGCCCGCCCCGCGAACCCCACCCUUCGCAACCUGCAUACAACAGCACGACUCGCGAUGGGCGAAUUCGACCAGUAUUCUGCCAUGGGCAACAAGACUGUGCCCAAUGACAUGCCCUCCGACGGCACAGCCUGGGGUAGUGAAAAGAACCCGGCCGCCUUUGACUUGCGUUCGGAUGUGCACACAACCCCUACCAUGUCCAUGCUCAAGGCCAUUCAGCAAUGCACCCUGCUUGACGAUGUCUUCAUGGAGGAUCCUACUACACUCUCCCUUGAGCGCUUCAUUGCAGACUUGAGCGGAAAAGAAGACGGGCUUCUUGUUCUCUCGGGUACCAUGGGCAACCAGGUUGCAUUCCGGGCACACCUCACCUGUCCUCCACAUGCCGUAAUUGUCGACCGGAGAGGGCACAUUGUCAACUACGAGGCAGGAGGUGUAGCUACCUUGUCUCAGGCCAUGGUCCAGUCUCUCGACGCGACAAAUGGCACAUACCUCACCUUGGAAGAUAUUCAAAAGUACGCGACACUCUCAGAUGACGUGCACUCUUGCCCAACUCGCAUGAUUUCUCUUGAAAACACACUAAACGGUGCCAUCAUGCCUCUUUCUGAAGUCAAGCGGAUAUCUGCUUGGGCACGCCAACAUGGUAUCAUCAUGCACCUGGACGGUGCGCGUUUGUGGGAGGCUGUCGCUGCAGGCGCCGGUUCCCUAAAGGAAUAUUGUGCCGAGUUCGACAGUAUCAGUCUGUGCAUCAGCAAAGGCCUAGGUGCGCCCAUUGGAAGUCUCCUUGUUGGUACGAAAGCUUUCAUCAAACGCAGCCGCUGGAUCCGCAAGUCAAUUGGCGGAGGGCUGCGCCAGGCUGGUGUGGUCGCUGCUCCGAUGCGCGUCGCCAUUGAAGAAACGUUCCUGGGCGGAAAACUCGCACAAUCUCACAAGAACGCGAAGAGGGUUGCGAAGAUAUGGACCGACCUAGGAGGCAAGCUGCAAUACCCGGUAGACACAAACAUGGUCUGGUUGGACCUGGCGGCCCACCAGAUCGAAAGCAACAGCUUCAUCGAGCUAGCGGAAAAGUACGGAGUAAGGACAGGUAGUGGCAGGCUGGUUGUACAUUACCAGAUUGGAGAAGAGGCGAUCGAAGCGCUGCAAAAGGUCUUUACUGAGUUGUUGACCGGCAAAGAGUCGACCGGCAAGCUUGCCGAUGCCCCACAUGACCCGGAGGAUUUGAAGCUGAAGGGCAAAGGCGUGGAGUAG
Messenger RNA from Bipolaris zeicola 26-R-13, 1326 nucleotides. RefSeq lists its product as uncharacterized. Bases 1 to 1326 code for a protein of 441 amino acids. The record is from RefSeq and is a predicted model, not a curated record. Gene Ontology annotation, biological process: L-threonine catabolic process; glycine biosynthetic process. The transcript is spliced from 2 exons. Lineage: Eukaryota; Fungi; Ascomycota; Dothideomycetes; Pleosporales; Pleosporaceae. Gene Ontology annotation, molecular function: L-allo-threonine aldolase activity. Gene Ontology annotation, cellular component: cytosol.